AGUAUCACAUUCAGUUUCAAGAUGAAAACCGCCGUGCUUCUUGUUGGUCUCCUGGCCGUUGCCAGCGCCGAAUGGAUCGAUAUCGAUUGGUCCAACGUGCGCCCGAUCGAGGAGUUCGAUCACUACUGGGAGCGUCUGCCAGCUGAGAUGCAGAUCUACCGUAAGAUGCUUCCCUCGCAUCGUGUCACCAAUGGCCAGGAAGCUACUCCCGGUCAGUUCCCGUACCAGAUUGCUCUGCUGAGCGAGUUCGUCAUUACGAGCGGUCUGUGCGGUGGUUCCGUCUUGACCAACAACUUCAUCCUGACCGCUGCUCACUGCGUGGUUGGAACGGCCGGUAUUUUGGCUACUGGAGGUACUGCCAUCAUUGGCGCACACAACCGCAACGAGGUGGAAGCAACCCAGCAGCGUAUUCGGUUCUCCGGGCCAGGAGUUAUUCCUCAUCCAUUCUACACUUCCGCCAACAUUCGCAAUGACAUUGCCGUGGUUCGUCUGGAUGCACCGAUCGUCUUCAACGAACGGGUACAACCGGUCCGUCUGCCCGCCCGUUCUGAUACUCGCCAGUUCGGUGGUUUCCUUGGAACUGUAUCCGGCUUUGGACGUACCUCCGAUGCCAGCCAGGCUACCUCACCUGUUGUGAUGUUCACGACUAACCCUAUCAUGACCAACGCUGACUGUAUUGCCAGCUGGAACAGUGUUCUCAUUGAGCCCCAGAACGUGUGCCUGAGCGGUGAGGGUGGUCGCUCGGCCUGCAACGGUGACUCCGGUGGCCCGCUUGCCGUCCAGGAUGGUGGAAGCCUCCAGAUUGGUGUUGUGUCGUUCGGAUCUGCUGCUGGAUGUUCGGUCGGUAUGCCAUCGGUGUACGCUCGUGUGUCCUUCUUCCUGGACUUCAUCGAGUCCAACUCUGACUUUGUGGCUGGUGCAUAAAACAAACAAUCUGCGAUAUGAGAGAUGUAAGGAAAGAUUUAAAUAAAAGCUAAUUUUGUUUAAUGAAAUCGU
This is a messenger RNA of Anopheles funestus (African malaria mosquito), 996 nucleotides long. Its product is annotated as brachyurin-like. Gene Ontology annotation, molecular function: serine-type endopeptidase activity. The transcript has a single exon. Gene Ontology annotation, biological process: proteolysis. Bases 22 to 924 code for a protein of 300 amino acids. Lineage: Eukaryota; Metazoa; Arthropoda; Insecta; Diptera; Culicidae. The record is from RefSeq and is a predicted model, not a curated record.